This is a messenger RNA of Pocillopora meandrina, 5256 nucleotides long. NCBI's taxonomy places the organism in Eukaryota, Metazoa, Cnidaria, Anthozoa, Scleractinia, Pocilloporidae. The record is from the annotation of a GenBank genome assembly.
AUUUAAGUGGUAAUUGAACUUCGUGUCGUGCAAUUUUGGUCAGAAAUCAUGUAAUCAUCCACUGUAUCGAUCAAACCGAUCGGUCGGAAUCUGCUAAGGCCUGGGUCUACAACUGAUUUGGCGGGAAAGAACCAAGAUUUGCAAAAUGGCGACCAACUUGUUCGAAGCAAGUGAAGUUGAACCAUGGAAGGUAACAUUUCAGCUAUACGGAAAGAUGUUAAAACUUAGAGCCGAAAAAGGAAAGGAGGAUAAAGCAAAGAAGCUGUUGGAUCUUGACAACUGGUGAGUGCGCAGGAGGUCUUCGUGAAAUCAUAAUUAUUGUAGUUGGCGAUCCUGGCGAGGAAUCGAACAUUUUCAUGCAGAGGAAGGUACAAUUUUAAAUGGGAUAGGUUGAAUGUAGGUUAAGCACGGUUCAAGAUCCUCCUUUGCUGUAAACGUGUUUUUAUACAUUAAAUACGUUUUGUGAUGGUUAAGCUUACAUGUAUGUAAAAUUCCCUUUAGCUCACUUCCUCUCUGCUUGAAUCCCACAAUAGUGGGAUUAUGAACCUGAUAAUUUAAACAUUGUACUGUUUAAGUUUAUGGUAAAUUUUGGAAUAUGUUUUUGUUUAGUUCAUAACAAGCCACAGUUUUUAAUGGCACUUUGAAAUGUACACAUGCAGGUUUCAAAACCAGUUACCUCAAGAAAUAAACAAGAGAUCAGAAAAAUAUAUAACACUGGAAGAACUCACAAAGCUUAUGGAGUGGAAAUUAACAGUAAGCUAUUCUUAAAACUGCUAUUAAAAAAGGAUGGUUCAGUUAUGAGAGACGACUUAGUUCUGUCUAGUAUUGCUGAAGGGAAUCUGAAGUGCGGACAUGCUUAUCAAUUUUGGAUCACAUUCCAAACCUCCACCCCCAAGUUUUAUUUUUUAUUGUUGGCUUCCAGUCUACUGCUGUAAACUGUACAUUGUCACAUUCUCAAGAAUCAAAGGACAUUUCAAAAAAUACAACUAUUUCUGAACAGGAAAACCAAUUUUAUCUCCAGUUGAAUUGAUUUUCCUACUCUAAUGAAAAAAAAAGGAAAAAACAAAAACAGAAUAAAGCAAAACAAAUAAACAGAACAAAAAAAAAACCAAGAUUGUUUCCUCUAUGUGAGACGUAGGCAACUGUGUUAGAAACCAGGAGAAUCAUUUUACAUUUGAAAGAUUCAUGUACAUAUAGAUAAUCUGGGAAAGUUGAGAGAUGUAGAGAUCUUGAUAUAAUUGGGGUGCUUUUGAAAUCCUACAGGGUUUAGUGUCUGCCAGCUUAUGUGUAAAACCCUUCUUAAUAUUUUAUAUGAGAUUGUCACUUAGUCAACAAUGAAUGUACAGAUUCAUUUUAGUCAUAUGAAGUCAUAUUGAUCAAAGAAUAUUAAGUAAGCUAUUGUUCUUUUACAGCGUGGGAAGUUCAGGCCCCGCCUGACUCAGCUUGUACAGACAAACACCAGUGAAGCUGUCAAGGAGGUGACAUGCAAUGCUUUCAAGUGUUUACCUGAUGUGAAAUUGGCCAUCACAGAACUAACAACAUUGAAAGCUGUUGGACCAGCAACAGCUUCAGGUCAGUGAAAACAGGGCUUCUUAGGCACCUUAGCAACAUGUGUUUAUUGAUGACAAUAUGUUGAAUAUAUCGUAAAGUGCCUUUUUGAAGAUCAAGAACUAUUGAGGUGAAGAAAACAUUCAUCCAAGCAAGUUUGGUCAAUAAAUAAAUUACAUUCUUGAAAAGGAAAUUAAAAAAGCUCAUCCAGGAUGUCUUUGUUUUGACUUUAUUCAAGAUUUAUCUGUUGCUUUUAAACCUGCCAGAAAACUGGUCAUUCUUCUUGUGAAACACAACUGUAGAAUUUAAACAAAGUAAGCCAGCUUUGGAAUAGUAAUGUCAAAUGGUCAUGAACCAACCAGAACUCCAUCUUGCCUGUCCAGAGAGUCAGCCAUACAAUAGUAAAAGUAUCAUCUGACCAAUUAACUGGUGAAUUUUCACUAGUCACUGUUUUGGUUUUACCUCGUUUUGAUUUUUCUCUUAUGUUUCUCUGUCUAACCAUAAAAGAUAUUAUGUGUAGCUUAAUCAAAUUGUUGCCUAAUUGUAUGCGCAGGUUUAAUCUGGCUUUAAUGAAAGUUAACUUAUUUCAUGAAAAAGUUCAGGUAUAGUGAGUACUGUCAUUGGUUGAAAGAGCAUGUUCCAUCAGAGUAUAAAACACACAGCCAAGCUAAAGCUGUCACCCAAUGUGCCAAUUAAUACUAUGUCUGACCAAUUACUUGGCCUUCUCUAUAGUGUUUCUUUGUAAAUUGAAAGUGAAAUUUCAGAGCAAGUGAGUGGGCAAGUAGCAACACAAAACCAAAUAAAGGCUUGUAAACAUGCCAAGCACUGUAAUUAAUGUUACUGUAAUGUGAACAGAGAUGAAAAUCCUCUACAAGGAUACAAAAUGGACUGUACAAGUUUUGGAGGUUUUCAUGCUUAGUUAGAUUGUAAGCUUACAUACAGUUAUAAAACUCAAACACAGCUAACACUCAUGUAGUAUAUAAUGAAAAAUUUAACCAAGCUGGCACAACUGUCGCAAUUCAUAUAAAUCAUGAUGGUGUCAGAGAUCAUGCAGAGGUCCAUCGUGGCUAGCUUAUCAUGGUAAUCUAUGAUCAUCACAGUGAAGUAAGUGUCAGAAAUUACAUCAACCAUCCUUAGAGUAAACAGCUAAGAGCUUGCUCUGAUAUCCUUUCCAAUGUGUUGAGUGGAAGGCUACAUUAAUCACUGCAGCCGAGUUUUAUGGUGUUGUCAUCCUGAGCAAUCUUCAUGUUUCUGUGAAUUCUGGUUUCAUUCAUUCAUUCAUAAAGCAUAUGCCUUGAGAAAUUUGUUUCCUAAUUGUUUCCUAAUUUUGGCAGGAUUUCACUGAACAUUUAACUUUCAGAUUCUGUACUAGAGACUGGAAAAACUUUAAGCAAAAGUGUUGAAUUCAACCUGCCAAACUAUUUCAGUUUGUGAACUAUUGCAAAUUGUGAACUUUGAUUUUUGAAAUUCAACCAAUCAGACUAUAUGAACCAUUCUGACAAGGAUUCUGAUUGGCUUAUUGUUUUAUGAGUGUAGAUCAUGCUGGCAACAUUUCUGUUUGCUUUGAAAAGAAAAACUUGUUUUGAAAGUAGUAAGUAAUGCAUGGGGAAUUUGAAGGAUUCUUUACUAUAAAACAAGUAAAGAAGCCCUGACUGUGCUCUUUCUGUUGUAAAGCACUUACACAAGGUGAAGGGAGCCACUCCCUGUGUGCUUUACAACAGAACUGAGCACAGUCAAGGCUUCUUUAUUUGUUAAAUAUUUCUUUAACUUGUAGUUAACUACAUGUAAUUCAUAUGUCUUAACCUGUGUGUAACAUUUCUCUCUACACUGUUUAUCAUACAAGGAGAAAAAAAAAUCAUAUGAAUAUUUUGGAAUGUUGAUUUUAACUUUUUUCAUAAUUAAUGUAUCUAGCAAUCUUAUGUGCUGGUUGUCACCAAGUACCAUUCAUGGCAGAUGAAGCAAUUCAAGCCAUACCAGGCUUUGGAAAAAUUGAUUACACACUCAAGUUCUAUCUCCAAUAUCUUGACAAAAUAAGAAGUUGCCUUAAAAACUUAUUGAAAAAGGGUAAGUACACCUGGUACUUCAAGUCACUAACUGCAGCUUACCGUAUAGUGAAACACUAAAUAACCCACAGACAUUUAUGCUUAAUUAUGAUGUUUAUAAGUUGUGGCUUACAUCCCAAACAACCUUAUAAUGAUUAUUAGAAUCACAGGCUUCUUUUCCCAGAUUGGCACAACAACAGUAGAUCAUUAAAACAGUUACAGUGUCACUACUUAAGCCUUAAUUUAAUUCUUCUUAUGGAACAAGGUUGGCAAAAAGUGGGCAAAUGGCCUAGAGUUAGAGUUAGGUUUUUGGUCCUAUUUUCUGCCUGGGGAUAGAGCGGUAAGUAGUCAGGGAUUUGCAUCAGGUUUGCAUUCUUUCAAGGAAGCAAUGAUACUUACUACCAAAAGAAGCAAAAGCCAAGGUUAUGAAGCAGUAUUGACAAAAUAACUUUUUCUUUUGUCAGACCCCAAAGGAGAGUGGAAUGAACAUAAGAUUGAGCUGUGCCUUUGGACUCAUGUUGUGGGACAAAGGUAUGCCCCUGAAAUGUUCAACAACAGAACUUUGACAAAAAGAAAAAGGACCACAACCAAUGAUGAAAGUCAGGAGACACCCAAGAAAAAGAAGGUCAAAGAAAAAGUGCUCAAACAUUCAAAGGCAACAUAGAGGAUGAUAACCACUUAUACCUGGUGAAACUUCAUCAUGCACCACACUUAAGGGAAGGCCCAGGAACAUGCAACAACAUAGGUGUAUAACACACCACGAAAACUGAAUCUGUAAAGCAGAAGUUUUAAUAUAAGCCAGAUAGUGGCAAUCUACUUCCCCCCCUACAUGAUCCAUUACUGCCUUCUGUUCAGCCUGCUAGGAGGCUCUUGUGUUUGGAUAUGUCCUUGCAGUGGUCACUUAUGGGAAAAGUUAUCUAAAACCUAAGGUUGUUUACUUCAUCAUCCAGGUAUAGCCAAACUGGGCACACUUGUUUUUAAAAUUCUUUUUCCUAUUUUGUUUUUUAUGAUUAUUAUUAUUAUUUGACACCAUAGAUCUUCCAUGUGGCUGAUUUCCAUUGUGUGAUAGCAUGUUUCCCUUGCAAUAUUAAAUUAUAACUGCAGACAAUCAGCCAAGAAUACUACUGACAUGAAUUGUGUCAUCCAAAACAGACCAAUAAUAAAUUGACAAUAUUGGGACACAACUAGAAUAGGUUGCAGGCAUUGACAUUAAAAAUCUUAAACGUUGUCAAUGUUCAAGGAUAAAAGUUGCAAAUGAUUUUGCUCAGACAAAAUACUGAUAAAUAAUUGAGGUAUCACCUUUCAAAAAUUUCUUCACUGAUUUACUUACCUCCAUUAUGUCCAUUUUUAUAUCACUUUUAAUCCUUGCAAUCUGAUUAGCCCUCAGCAUUGUGAUGAUUCUUAAAUCAUAUAAUUUUGCUCUGAAUCAAAUUUUUUUCCCAAGUAAUAAGAGUAGAGCAAUCAAGUGAAACAAUAAAUCAGAUGUCAAGGCCAAUAAACUUGCAGCAAGGAGAAAGACAAAGUAGAGAAAUUCUGCUCUUGAUAAAACCAGCCCAGUACUGGGUAAUUAAAAUAUUCAUGUUGACUAAAAUUGUGUAUCUGGACAAUUAAAUUUCUCAGUUUGAAAAUGGAUGUAAUAAAGCAGUAAAUAAACAACAUGUCAAGU